This is a messenger RNA of Zingiber officinale, 761 nucleotides long. Its product is annotated as transmembrane protein 256 homolog. The coding region runs from base 97 to 432 and encodes 111 amino acids. Lineage: Eukaryota; Viridiplantae; Streptophyta; Magnoliopsida; Zingiberales; Zingiberaceae. The transcript is spliced from 5 exons. The record is from RefSeq and is a predicted model, not a curated record.
UAAAAUUAUAAGGAGAACCUCACUGUGUUUCGAUUUAUUCAUUUAUUUACUUCUCUCUGGGAUCCGCUCGCCGCCGCCGCCGCCGACGCCGACGAGAUGAAUCCCAUGAUUUGGCACAAGGUCGCUGCAAUUUCCGGGGUCGCUGCUCUCGGCCUCGGGACCUACGGAUCGCAUGGCUUCCGGCCAAAAGACGAAACUUUCAAAGAGGUUUGGCGCACUGCUUCUCUCUACCACUUGGUCCACACCGCUGCCUUGGUCGGAGCUCCGGUCGCCAAACACCCCAACAUCUUCGGAGGGCUUCUGACUGCUGGUAUCCUGGCGUUCUCUGGAUCGUGCUACGCGACAGCAUAUCUCGAAGAUAGACAAUACUCUUUUCUCGCACCGUUUGGUGGCUUUGCAUUCAUUGGAGCUUGGGCCAGUUUAAUCUUCUGAUUCAUAAUGCUUCAAACAGCUGAGGUGUUGUAUUCUGCUCGAGCUAACCGGGACUCUUAUUCUACCCAGUCCAAUAUUCUCACCAUCGUGCUAUCUUGGAUGCUCGCAUGAACACUUUUUGCUGCUCCAAAAUUCUUAAAUGCUCGAUGUGUUGUUACAGACUUGCUCGACAAAAAAAUGAGAACUUGUAUCGGGUUGGCGGAUGACUAAAACUGCUAUAGCAACUGAAUUGUGAGUUUGUUUUUGCAAACCUAAAUGGCUAGUGUUUGAAUAUUUGCUAUUGUAAUAAUUUAAUCUCAUAAUUAAACUCUGAGAUUAUUUUACAGAAA